This is a messenger RNA of Prorocentrum cordatum, 3552 nucleotides long. NCBI's taxonomy places the organism in Eukaryota, Dinophyceae, Prorocentrales, Prorocentraceae. The record is from the annotation of a GenBank genome assembly.
AUGCUGCGCGUGAAGACCGAGGACGCGUUUGACACGGAGGCCCCGACCGUUAUGCCGUGCGACCCCGACGUGGAGCUGCUCAACAGCGAAGACGCCCUCAACCUACCCACCAUGGACGGCCAGACGGAGAACAAUCGCGAGGAGGGGGAGCAGAGGGAUGAGCUGAUGCCCAAAUCGGAGGACGGCAUCGGGGCAGCAGGCGACGCCAACGUCAAGCCCGAGGGGGUCGCGAGAGGCUCUGCCAAGGGGAACCCCGACGAGGCAUCGGCACGCGGUGCUCAGAUCGACGAUGAGACGCAGGUGAUCGUGCGUGGCCCCAACGACCGCCUGAUGCGCAUGUUGCCCAUCGCAGGCGUGGAGCCCCCGACGAUGACCGAGAAGGCAAACCCCGUCGGCGAGGAGGCUGAUGAGAUGGCGUCCGAGCCCGUGGCGGAGGGCAUCGAGGAGCGGGAGGUCAGCACCCGCGGCUCUGCUGUGUCCGACUUGUCGCUCCAUGGGGCGUUGCCGUCGGGCCCCACGAUGGUCGCAGCCGGCCGCAUUCGGAAGACGAUCAAUGGGUACGUGGAGGAUCUGCGCCACAAUGGUUGGUAUGACAGUUUCAAGCUCGGCACGGUGAGCUCCGUGGUGAGGCGGCUCGAGAAUCACCAGGACAAGAUCAUCGGCAAGGCUUCGUACGAAGUUCAAUUGGCGUACAAACAGCUCUUGGAAAGGAUCAGGGCAGACGAGUCCCCCGUGGCCGACACCCUUGAACACUUUUCAGUUUUGCUUGGGUACUUGGCGACGGUUGACGUGCCGCUGUCCGAGACGCUCACAUCGGUGUUUCAGUACGCGAUCUUCCAGGCUGACUUUAAGAGGAGUGGCGCCGUAUCUGGCCCCAUCAAGCGCUUCGACAUGGACGUCAUCGGGUUAGCCAAGGCUCGCGCCACCGAUGAGCCCGAUCGCAUGGAGGUCGUCGAGGUGCCUACCGAAGGUGGAGAUGAGCGCGCGGCAGAGGAGAGCGAUGCGCCUAAGGGGAGGAAGCCCAUGAAGGCAGCCAAGAAGCCCGUCCUCAUCAGCACCCAGGUGAUACAGGGAGGCUCCGCCACCGACCACUUCGAGCGCGUCGUUGCCGAGGCGCUCAAGGGCUACAUGGCGGGCCGCAAUGCGAACGUCCUCGAUUCGGUCCAGCCCAGGGAAGAUCUGAUGAAUGAGGUCCACAACUGCAUCAUCGCGUGGGAUGCCAGGUGCAGCGAGGCGGACGAGGGAGCCGACGGCGAAACCGACUUUACGAAGGUGUUCCACGCAAUCGACGUCAUCGUGAAGUGCCUCUGCACUGUGGAGCAGUGCCGACCCGCGUCGAAGGACGUCCGCGCUGCAAGGAGGACGGUGCUGGACAGCAUCAGGGUCGGCCCCAGCACCCCGAUGACGGAGCUGGCAAGGGCGGUCGCCAAGUUCGAGGACACCUUCGACCAGGCGUUCAAAGACAUCCACGCGUGGAGGGACCUCUUGGCGCGCGAGUGCAACGAGCAUGGCAGCUUGGACCAUCUCACGAAGCAGUACGCUGGCAUGACGACUUUGUUGAAUGGUAUUUCCCACUCCCUGGCGAAGUGGUCAACGUCUGCAUUGCAGGAAAACUUAGCGGAGUUCGGGUCGUCCAUGACCAACUGCAAGGUCCUCAUCGACAUUGUUCUAUACAUGCACGUCCAUGUAUUCUACGAUAGCUUCGCAAUCAACUUCGGCACGUGCGCCACCGACAUUGCGACUUUGCUCAGGGCGAGCGAGAAGUUGGCUAUCUGUGAUUCUAACGGCAGCGUUGACCAGGAGGCGUCGGCUCUUUCGGCUGACGGCAUGGACGAUUUCAAAAUUCACCUGCAGGAGUUUAAGCAGAAUGCGAACAUCUCCGCUGAUAAGCUGGUCGAGCUCAACAGCCGCUGGGUCGCUGUCCUGAGGCAGCUCUUCGAGCGCGCUGGGAAGGCCGUCAGUGAUUAUUUCGAGGAGUCUGAGAUGACGGCUGUCACGUUCGAGGGCUCGAAGACUUCGACGGUCUUCAACAUCAGCGACAUGACGACGUACAUCUCCUACUGCAUCGGCGUGGCUUCCGAUAGGUUCAAGGGCAGCGAGGUCACGACCGACUCUGCGAAGUUCAUCGAGUUUGCUGGCCUCGCAAAGCACCUGUCGGACAUUGAGCGUUUCCCGUGGGAUGUCAAGAGCGUGGCGACGGUCUCGGAGAUCCCGAAGCAGACGAUUACCGCGUUCAAGACCUUCGCGGACUGUAUAGGCAGGACGGCUGUAAUCUUAGGCAAGCAGAUAUACGACGACUGCAUGGCAGGAUUUGUCUCGAAGCACCUGAAUGAUUUGGGGCAGAAGCUGGAGUUCACGAUCGGCGAGGUCCACGACUCUGUGGUUCAGCAGGCGAAUGGCCACGAGCUGUUCAAAAUCCUCGUGCGCGGCGUGGCGGACGUGAAGGGCCUCAUCCCAGAGUGCAUGACGAAGAAGCUGGACAAGGGAGUGACAACGAUGCUUUUCACUUCAACGAAGUACAACGCGGCCCUCACCGACCUGAAACUGUUUUUGGAGGCAAGCAGCACGGAGCACUUGAAGGCCGAGGGCAUGGUCAAGGUGUCCAACCUUGAGGUGGUCGAGGUUCCAGUUCGUCACGCUACCGCCUACAUGUCCAUCAUGAAUGCGAUGAGGGACCUCGUCGGGUGCGCUGCGGCCGCGAACGGCAUGCUGCUCACAGAGGUUGGCUACGUUGAGGGCGUAUCCCACGAGCGCGCUUGCUCUCGGAUAACAAUCGUCUUAAAGCUUCUUGCAGAUUGCCUCGUGAAGGUCGACGCCCUGCUCCAUAACAAGGACGCCUACGCGAUUGAGAAGGAUGGGUGGACGACUGGCGUCAAUCUGAAUGCGGCGAGGCAGUGGGCUCACUCGAUGGGCACAUUCAGCAAUAACUGCCGUGAGAGGCUCCUCACCAUCAUGGAUGACUGCAUGAAGGCAUCUACGACGGCAUGCAGCUCGGAGUACGUGGGCUGGGCGGCCGCUUUCGACAAGACGAGGAAGCUCAACUUACCGCUGGCGACGAAGCUCUUCUUCAACAAGCUGGAUAAGGUGGCGGCUGCCCACAACAAGCUGCGCCAUGACGUCGCCGACGUCAAUGCGGCCGCUCACAGCUUGGGCAUCACGCCGAGGAUCCAGGGCCACGAUAUCACCGCGUCGACGAUCGCUCUGGCCAUGGCCUCGCUGGCCACGAGGGGCCCAAAGGGAGGCGUUGAGCACUGGUCGUGCGCGCCGCGUCGGGACCUCAUGCAGACGGCGAAGGCGUCCCAGCUGACGGUGGUCAUUCGCGGGGUGUCGCUCCUCGGCAGCCUCGCGAACAAGCCGACGGGCCCGUCGGAGGCGCGCGCCUUCACUCUCAAGCACAAGAUGCCUAAGAACAAAUAUAUCCCUGAGGGUUUCUGGGACGAGCUCGCGGUGAUGGCGCCCCUCUCGGUCUCGGAGAGCGCGGGCGCGGAGGGGGCGCCGCGCGAGGAGAUCGCCGAGGGCGCGUCGGGCAGCAGCCUCGGCCUCCAGACGCCC